AUGGCAACGGGGAAGUAUAGUGUAUGCAUCAAUCGAUUGAAUAAAGAGUAUCUAGGACUACAAAAGGCAAAUGAAAAAGAGUUUGUAGCCAAACCUCUUACUUCAAACAUCUUGGAGUGGAACUUUGUUUUGUAUGGUAGCAUAGGGACAGACUAUGAAGGAGGUGUUUAUCAUGGUCAACUCAUCUUUCCACCUGAAUAUCCAAUGAAGCCACCAUCUAUAUUAAUGACUACACCUUCUGGUCGAUUUGAAUGUAAUACACGUAUUUGUACAACAAUGUCAUCAUUUCAUCCAGAAUCAUGGAAGCCAAGUUGGAGUGUAUCAUCAAUCUGUUUAGGUAUCAUAUCGUUCAUGAACGAAGAGGAUAAUGGUAUUGGAUCUAUUACAGCGUCGAGUAGAGUUAGAAAACAAUACGCAACCAAUUCAAUGGCAUUUAAUUACAAGAACCAAACAUUUAAAACUCUAUUUCCAGAAAUCAUUAAAGAAUAUAAAAAACAAAAGAAACAAUCUACCUCUUCCUCCUCUAAUUUAUCAUCCUCUUCUUCAUCCUCUUCAUCAUCAUCAUCAAAAAUUGUAAAGACAACUAACAACCAACAACAAACACAAGAAUCAGACAACAAAACACUUUUUUUUAGCUUGGUAUUUAUAACCAUCUUUAUAGCAUUUAUUGCUAUUAUGUUAAGAUACAAUAGCAAUACUUCUUCUACUAGUAGUGUAGAGUCCAAUAAUAAUAAUUAG
Messenger RNA from Cavenderia fasciculata, 738 nucleotides. RefSeq names its product putative ubiquitin-conjugating enzyme E2. The transcript is spliced from 3 exons. The coding region runs from base 1 to 738 and encodes 245 amino acids. Lineage: Eukaryota; Evosea; Eumycetozoa; Acytosteliales; Cavenderiaceae. The record is from RefSeq and is a predicted model, not a curated record.